Molecule: messenger RNA, 2849 nt
Organism: Stegodyphus dumicola
Lineage: Eukaryota; Metazoa; Arthropoda; Arachnida; Araneae; Eresidae
Product: dual specificity calcium/calmodulin-dependent 3',5'-cyclic nucleotide phosphodiesterase 1-like
Biological process (GO): signal transduction
Molecular function (GO): 3',5'-cyclic-nucleotide phosphodiesterase activity
Source: RefSeq, a predicted model, not a curated record
AACUGGUUGACGGACUUGGAAAUAUUUGCCGCUCUCAUAGCCGCCAUUAUUCAUGACUUUGAACACACCGGGACCACGAACAACUUUCAUGUCAUGUCCAGGUCUGAGACGGCUCUCCUAUACAACGAUAGAGCAGUUCUUGAAAAUCAUCAUGUAAGUACAGCAUUUCGCCUUAUGCGAGAAGAUGACUCCAAUAUACUAUUUCACUUGAGUAAAGAAGAGUACAGGGAGUUUCGUACCCUGGUCAUAGAUAUGGUUCUAGCUACAGACAUGUCUUCCCACUUUCAACAGAUUAAGUCCGUCAAGUCACUGAUCAGUCAUUCAGACUUCUCCAUUGAUAAGUCUAAGGCUCUAUCCUUAGUUUUGCACUGUUGUGAUAUCAGCCAUCCAAGCAAAGCCUGGAAUUUGCACCAUAAAUGGACUAUGUUGCUUAUGGAGGAAUUUUUCCUGCAGGGAGAUAAAGAGAAAGCACUUGGACUUCCAUAUUCUCCUUUAUGUGACAGAAACACCACCCUUAUCGCAGAUUCUCAAAUAGGUUUCAUUGAUUUUAUUGUGGCGCCAAGUUUUGAAGUUUGUGGGGAUAUGCUUGAAAAAAUUGAAGAGAAGUAUCUGACAACUCGUUCAUCAUCUGUUUCCGAAUCCAUCACGGAAGAAACUCCUUCGGCAGCAAAUAAAGUCACAGCUUUGGAUAGAAAAUCCCAGUCCUUGGCAGGUGUUUUGAAUAGCGGAGCAGACAGCGAUUCUUCUGAAACGGUGGCUAGUUCGUCAGAUGCUGGUACCAGUGCAUCUAGUGCUCCUCCAUCUCCGAAAGCAAAUCCUCCGUUCAAGUCUAAAAUCAAAAGACCCUGGAUACAGCACCUCGAAGAAAAUAAGAAACAAUGGAAAGAAAGAAUUCAUAAGGAUGCCGAACUACGUGCUCAACUAUCCGUUGCUCCCGAAGACCCAGAUGUAGACAAAUCGAAGUCACCUAAGAAGAUAUUCGUCUGAAAUCUACAAAUGCUCUGCAGACCAGUGAAAGCAAAGCAAUACACGUCUACUUCUUCUCUUUGUUUACUCUGAAGCAACGACACAGUCACAAGUGGUCUUUAAAUUACUAUUCCGCUUGUGCUGCAUCAAAUCAAUCACUGAGAACGCAAAUGAAGCGAAUCUUUAUAUAUUGCAAAGUAUGUUCAUACUCGGACAAAAAAAUUCAAACUUAGAGACAGAAAUGUACAAUAGCAACAAAAAAUACUAUAUGUCUUCAAUGAACGUCCUAUGUAUGCAGGCGUCAGUAACUGGAUUUUUCAUUACAUAUUUUUUUUUUCUUUUUUCCAACUUUUUUCUUGGCUGUACUGUGCUUUGCCGUGGUAACAAACUCUUUUAAAAGCUGGACCAUUUUAUCUCUGUUAUGAAUCUGUUCCACGUAGUUUAAUGUUCAAAUGGCUAUUUUAAGUUUUUAGCAUAUCUUGUGAAUGUAAAUGCACUAUCUAGAAGAAUUCCGAUAUUUUUAUAAAACCUGAUGCAUUACUAAUAUCUGACAAAAUAUCAUUCUUCUUGCACAAAGUAACAAGAAUUUAAUUUGUGAUAAUGGCAUAUCUUUCUCCUGCCAGUCAAGACAAAGUAUUCUAAAAUAUGAUGGCCGAGCUUAUUCAUACAAGGUUUAUUACAAAUUAGAUUCUCAGUGGCUUCAGUUAAAGCAGUAUCUGCUUUUGAAAAUUUAAAACUUCAUCUAACAAUAUAAAAACAUUUCUUAUCCUUUUAAUCACAUAUUUUUAAAAAUACCAUUUAAAAAUGUGCAACGUAAGCCUCUGCUAAUUUUUUUAAUUAUAUGCACUAUCUGUGUAUCCCUGUUGUGCUGCACAACUUCAAGCUAAUGCACAUUCCAGUGUUUUUUUUUUUUUUUUUUUUUUUUUUUUUUUUUUUAAUAUUCAUGACAAAUAACGAACCCCGAAACAUUAUUAGUUACUAUUUUCAUUCCAGAAGCUUUAAAGUGUCAUAAAUUUUCAUCUGUGCAUCAUGUAGCUCGUAUUCAUGUCACUUCGAUAUGAAAUUCAAAGCGCUGUUCGUUUCUCAUAACUAUGUAGCAAUGCUUGACUGGAGUAGGGCAAACAGCAUAAAAUACUCUUUUAUACGACGUUUAAUAAAUAUAUAUUGUAUUUUCACGGCACAAUUUCUUAGUAUAAUUUUUAUCGUAAUUUCGAAUUUAAAAACUAUGCUAAAGAAAUUGUGAUACAUUACGUGCAGAAAAUGUCAUUGUAGAGUGAUAAGUAAUAAUGCAUAUUAGCUGUUUGACUGCACGUGUUUUCUCACGUUCAUACCUUACGCUUUUAUUUAUAUUUUCCAUGCCUUUUAACUACAGCAUUUAACAAACAUUAGUAAAUUUUCUGGCCUGUGUGGCAUGCAACGAGUAAUUUUCGAUUAAUCUUCACCAGUUUUGUUUAUCCCUAUUAAAAUUCAGAUCAUCUAUUUUGCCUAGAUGUAUAUGACAACAAACGCCAGAUCACUUUAUGUGGGAAAGUUUUGUUGUGAGUGACAAAUUGGCUUAUUCGAUGUUUUAAAGACCAACAGCAUAAAUAUUCAUCUUAAAUAAUGUUUAAAAUUCUGCACUCGUUUAGUAUUAAUAUAUAUGGCUCAGAAUGUUCUUAAAGUGUAUGUAAAUAAAAUGUGCUUAUACCCUCUGAUUACAUUGAACGUUAAUCUACAUAUAAAUUUAUUUAUUUAUAAAUAAUUUCAAUUUAAAUCUCUUUUCUUUAGACUAUGGAAUCUCCUUUUUUAUAAUUACAGAUGUUGCUUUAUACGAUUAGUAUUUUGAAUUACAUUAAUAUGUCAAUAAAUAUUUAUUAUAGCAAAUAAAAUUAAAAGUGGUAUAA